Odontomachus brunneus is the source of this 708-nucleotide messenger RNA. It is a transcript of the gene SIFa, whose product is annotated as SIFamide-related peptide. The coding region runs from base 199 to 420 and encodes 73 amino acids. Lineage: Eukaryota; Metazoa; Arthropoda; Insecta; Hymenoptera; Formicidae. The transcript has 4 exons. The record is from RefSeq and is a predicted model, not a curated record.
UUCCAACCAUCUCUCGGAUACAGCUCACUCUUUCAGGUCGACUGCGUUUGAUAGAGACAUUUGUCUUCUGACCGUUUCCUCCGGUAUAAAAGCUCGCAGCUUUUACUCCGUUUGUAACAUUCGGUGACCGACGAUCAUCUAAGAAUCAGGCAGUGUUUCGCUCGUUCGUUCGCAAGUGGGAACAAAGAAAUCGUCAAUAUGGUUUCUACUCGUCUCGCCCUUGCCCUUGCCGUUAUUAUGGUAAUCCUCGCUCUCAGCGUAGAUGCUGCCUUUAGAAAACCACCCUUCAAUGGUAGUAUAUUUGGCAAACGAUCCAACACUGUGACCGAUUACGAUGUUACCAGCCGCUCUCUGUCAACUAUUUGUGAGGUUGCCAGCGAAACGUGCACUGCUUGGCUACUUCGACAAGAUUCCAACUGAAGAUAAAAUGCUGACCCAGAUGUUUUACACGACUUCACCGACUGAUCAACUCAUGAAACGAUGUAAUCAACCGAGCUCCUGUAAAGACCCCUAAACGUGCGCUUGAAAGUUCGUUACAUUGUCUCCUGCCAGUACUUGUUGUUGCAUUAUGUUACAUACUUAAUCAUAAAUUUAUAUUUAUCAAAACGAUAUUGUAAAAUUACGAUAGUUUAAGCUUUCGUGAUUAGCUAUGUUUAUUACAAGUGUCACGAAUAAAAUAUCAUGAUUUGAGGAGCUAAUUAGUAUUGU